CGUCUCCUCCACAAAAACAUCGCCUCCUUCCACACAAUCGUUUCUUCCACAAAAACCCUAUUCCUAGUCCAGAAAAUUGACGAAGAAGGGAAACCAAAAAACCUAAUUCAACAAUGGUGGACACUCGAGCAUUUGGAUCGGCUAGUCAUGACGGAAAAGUGUAUCAGAGAAUGGACGCGAAGAAGAAGAACCCGCAAAUCCCAAAAGCACCGAAAGCAAAAGGCCAAACUUCCACAAAACCCUCAACUGAAGUGAGGCCUGGUAGCCACAGCACAAAACAAGAUACGGGACCACAUAACAAAAUCAUUCCAGAAGGGGAAAAAGGGAAAGAGACGGCUGGGGAUUUUCCAAAUUCUGAAAAAGAUGCACUAAUAGGGGGAGUAGACACCUCCGCAAACGGGAACGAAGUGGCAGAAAACGUAAUGAAGGCUGCAAAAGGUGUAGGCAGGAUUGGUCUGUCCUUAAACAAGGCAAACGAACUGAUCAUCGGGAAGAGAGCCAGAGCUAAGGAGAGCCUCAAAAUUCUGCAAUUGGAGACAACAACAAGAGAUAAGGCAGAUACCUCCAAUGCGACUGGCAAUGUAACUGAAUCACCUGAUAUGUCUAAAGGCUCAAAGCGCCUUCGUGAAUCUGUGAAGGAAACAAGCUGUCCAGGUGAAGAAGAUUUACACAAAAAUGCACCUGGGAAGAAGGAUAGCAAAGGGAAGGAAAAGGUCGAGGAUGUUGUUGUAAUUCUCGUUUUGAGGACCAUUGUUAUUGUUACAAUAUAUUAUUUCAACUAUAUUCGUUUUUGGAGUCUCUAUGCACUAGUACGAUUACUCCAGCUGAUGCUGCAUUGUACCAAUUAGUUU
Messenger RNA from Salvia hispanica, 851 nucleotides. Lineage: Eukaryota; Viridiplantae; Streptophyta; Magnoliopsida; Lamiales; Lamiaceae. The record is from RefSeq and is a predicted model, not a curated record.